Dichotomopilus funicola is the source of this 223-nucleotide messenger RNA. RefSeq lists its product as uncharacterized. Lineage: Eukaryota; Fungi; Ascomycota; Sordariomycetes; Sordariales; Chaetomiaceae. The record is from RefSeq and is a predicted model, not a curated record. Gene Ontology annotation, molecular function: DNA binding. The annotation marks the transcript as partial. The transcript has a single exon.
AUGGCUUAUACCGAACAGGAUUUACAAGAUGCGGUCGCAAAAUACCACACCAGUCGCUCCUCAAUUCGAAAACUCGCCCAGGAAUUCGGUAUCCCCCGGUCUACUAUCCAGAACCGGGUCUACGGCCACCAGCCUCAUUCAACUGCAGCCGAAUCACUCCAGAUCCUUAGCCCAGUGCAAGAAGCCCACCUUACGCAGUGGGUUUUGACCCAGGUAGCCCUCG